Messenger RNA from Naegleria gruberi, 2013 nucleotides. Its product is annotated as lysyl tRNA synthetase. The record is from RefSeq and is a predicted model, not a curated record. Gene Ontology annotation, cellular component: cytosol; cytoplasm. The transcript has a single exon. Gene Ontology annotation, biological process: lysyl-tRNA aminoacylation. Lineage: Eukaryota; Heterolobosea; Eutetramitea; Acrasida; Naegleriidae. The coding region runs from base 18 to 1979 and encodes 653 amino acids. Gene Ontology annotation, molecular function: tRNA binding; lysine-tRNA ligase activity; ATP binding.
AAAAAUAAAACAACAUCAUGGCUGAACUCACACCACAACAAGUUCUCGGUCUCUACUCUGCCAUUAAUUUGGCUUUAGAAGCUGAACAAGAAACCUUGAAGACUUUGGAAGAAGCUGCUCAAGAAAGGAGAGGAGAUGAAAUUAUUGCUAAAGCCGCUACUGAAGCUGGUAUUAACAUGGACGAAGCUGAAAUUGUUAACCAAGGCUUGAGAGUUGGUGAAUUCAACGAAGAAGUCGCUGCUGCUAUCAAGAAGUUCAAUUCAAUCAGACCACAAUCCAAGAAUGCUAAGAAGAAGCUCGAAAAGAGAAUUUCUUCCAUGCAAAAGAAGUUGGAAAAGAAGUUGGAAAAGCAAAAGGCUCAAGGUGAUGAAAAGAUCGAUGAAGACAGCUUGGAUCCAAGCAAGUACUAUGAAAUCAGAAAGAAGAAUAUUUUGGAAUUGGAAAAGGAAGGUUUUGAUGCUUUCCCACACAAAUUCAAUGUUGACACUACUGUUCCAGAAUUCAUCAAGAAGUACUCUCACUUGGCUGCUGAACAACGUGUUCAAGAAGAAACUGUUGCCCUUGCUGGUAGAAUUAUUACUAGUAGACCAACUGGUAAAUUAGUUUUCUAUCACAUUAGAGCUGAAGGUGAAGAUCUCCAAGUUAUGAGUGGUAUCAGUGAUUAUGCUGAAGGUGAAGAUGCUUUCAAGAAGGUUCACUCUGUUCUCCGUAGAGGUGAUAUUAUCGGUAUUAACGGUUUUGCUGGUAAGAGUAAGAAGGGAGAAUUGUCCAUCAUUCCAACCAAGAUUACUUUGUUGACACCAUGUUUCCACAUGUUGCCAAAGGAACAUUACGGUUUGACCAACCAAGAUACCAGAUAUAGACAACGUUAUUUGGAUUUGAUCAUGAAUAAGAAGUCAAGAGAUAUCUUUGUCACUCGUAGUAAGAUUAUUGCUCACUUGAGAACUUUCUUGAAUGAAAGAGGUUUCCUUGAAGUUGAAACUCCAAUGAUGAACAUGAUUCCAGGUGGUGCUAAUGCUAGACCAUUCACUACUUAUCACAAUGAUUUGGAAAUGCUUUUGUAUAUGCGUAUUUCUCCUGAAUUGUACUUGAAGCAAUUGGUUGUCGGUGGUUUGGAAAGAGUUUACGAAAUUGGUAAGAACUUCAGAAAUGAAGGUAUUGAUUUGACUCACAAUCCUGAAUUCACUGCUUGCGAAUUCUAUAUGGCCUAUGCUGAUUACAAUGAUUUGAUGAAGAUUACUGAAGAAUUGUUGAGUGAAAUGGCUCUCGUUGCCAAUGGAAAGGAUCCAAAGAACUUGCCAUCAGUUGUUCCAGAUGAAUGGUAUCAUAGAACUUUCACUAUGCCACACACUAAUAAGGAUGUUGUUGUCAACUUCAGACCACCAUUCAAGAGACUUCCAAUGAUUUCAAGUAUUGAAGAAAGACUUAACGUCAAGAUCCCAACUCAAUUGGAUACUGAAGAAACCAGACUUUUCCUUGUUGAUCUCCUCAAGAAGAAUAAGGUUGAUUGUUCUCCACCAAUGACCACUGCCAGAAUGUUGGAUAAGUUGGUUGGUGAAUAUCUUGAACCAGAAUGUAUUAACCCAACUUUCAUUACUGAACAUCCACAAAUCAUGUCACCACUCGCUAAGUGGCAUAGAGAUAACAAGGUCCUCACUGAAAGAUUCGAAUUGAUGAUCAUCGGUAAGGAAGUCUGUAAUGCUUACACUGAAUUGAACCAACCUUUCAUCCAACGUGAAAGAUUCGAAGAUCAAGUUGCCCAAAAGGAUGCUGGUGACAAUGAAGCUCAAUUCAUGGACGAAGAUUUCUGUAAAUCACUUGAAUAUGGUUUGCCACCAACUGGUGGUUGGGGUAUUGGUUUGGAUCGUUUGACUAUGAUUCUCUCCAAUAACUACAAUAUCAAGGAAGUUAUUCUCUUCCCUGCUCAAAAGCCAGAAGAUAACACACCAACUGAAAAGCCAGAAGAAGCCAAGCAAUAAAUUUAUUGCAAAGUAAAUAUUGUAUAAAUUAUUU